GGGAGGCAAGUUAUAAGCACAUGAAUGGAUACACACCAAUGAUUCCAGGUGUAUCUAUAAAUACCAGUUUGUUCAUCAACAAAAACAACCCAACCCACUUCACACACCCUCACCACAUGGAACACAACAAGCCUUUGGCGGCGGCGAUUCUCAUUCAAACCAUCUACGCCGCCAUGUUUCUUCUCUCCAAGGCCGCUUUUGACGGCGGAAUGAACAAUUUCAUCUUCACUUUCUACCGCCAAGCCUUCGCCACCAUCUCUCUUUCACCCAUUACCUUCUUUUUCAAAUGGAAAACUGCCCCACCCUUGACAUUCUUCACCUUCUGCAAAAUAUUUUUGCUUUCGUUUUUCGGAAUUGCUGUGUCUUUAAAUCUUUAUGGGAUUGCUCUUGUGUAUACAUCGGCAACGUUAGCGGCAGCCACUACGAAUUGUCUUCCGGUUAUUACGUUCUUCGUCGCGCUUUUGCUUAGGCUUGAGGUGUUGAGGUUAAAGUCAAUAGCAGGAAUAGCAAAGCUUGCAGGCAUAGUUUUAUGCGUCGGCGGUGUGGGGGUGUUGGCAUUCUACAAAGGCCCACAACUCAAAUGGUUCAAUAAUCAUCACCUCUUUUCUGCCCAUAACGCCGCCACCCACGCCCACUCUGCCACUGCCUCUUCCACCAGCUCGUGGCUCAAGGGCUGCUUUUUGAUGCUCUCUUCCAAUACCCUUUGGGGCAUUUGGAUUGUUCUUCAGACAUUUGUGCUGAAAAGCUAUCCAUCCAAGCUUGUGUUGACAAAUCUUCAGUGUUUGUUGAGUUCAUUUCAAACAUUUGCUAUUGCUAUUGCAAUGGAGAGAGACCCUAAAGAAUGGAAAUUGGGGUGGGAUGUUAGGCUUCUUUCAGUGGCAUAUUGUGGUGUUGUGGUGACUGCUGUUACGUAUUGCCUUCAAGCGUGGAUUAUUGAGAAGAAAGGCCCCGUUUUUCUUGCAAUGUCUACGCCGUUUUCUCUAGUUAUUACCACCGUCUGUUCCGCUAUUCUUCUUGGCGACAGUAUCACCCUUGGAAGUGGUUUGGGCGGAAUUUUAUUGGUGGGAGGACUAUAUUUUGUUCUGUGGGGAAAGAGCAAAGAGCAAAAGAUAAGUGAAGGGUUGAAAGAAGGUGGCAAAGAAUGCAGCAUGCAACAACACAAGGAGAAUACAAAAUUAGGAGAUGAAAAUUCAGCAUCUCCCAUUGAAAAUGUCUAAAUUUACAAUCUCAUUAUAUCUAUUUUUUUUUUUUUUUUU
Molecule: messenger RNA, 1256 nt
Organism: Cucurbita pepo subsp. pepo (vegetable marrow)
Lineage: Eukaryota; Viridiplantae; Streptophyta; Magnoliopsida; Cucurbitales; Cucurbitaceae
Product: WAT1-related protein At5g64700
Cellular component (GO): membrane
Molecular function (GO): transmembrane transporter activity
Source: RefSeq, a predicted model, not a curated record